UUUGACAUUUGACGAAAUAAAAUAGUUGCGGCGUGUGUUUCGUAUUCUUUCUGCUCUUUAUAUUAAACUUGUUAAAAAUCAAAUAAAAUAAUGGAUGAUGAAGCAGAAACUUACAAACUAUGGCGUAUUCGCAAAACAAUUAUGCAGUUAAGUCAUGACCGUGGUUAUUUAGUAACUCAAGACGAAUUGGAUCAAACAUUGGAGCAGUUUAAGGAUAUGUUUGGUGACAAGCCUAGUGAAAAACGUCCCGCGCGUGCUGAUUUAAUAGUUCUGGUUGCGCACAAUGAUGAUCCUACCGAUCAAAUGUUUGUCUUCUUUCCAGAUGAACCAAAAAUCGGCAUCAAAACUAUCAAGACUUAUUGUACGCGCAUGCAAGAAGAGAACAUACACCGUGCAAUUGUCGUAGUGCAAGCGGGUAUGACACCUUCAGCGAAACAAUCACUUGUCGACAUGGCACCAAAGUACAUACUUGAGCAGUUUUUGGAGUCGGAAUUGUUGAUUAAUAUUACUGAGCAUGAAUUGGUGCCAGAACAUGUAGUAAUGACACCUGAAGAGAAGCAAGAGUUGUUAGCUCGUUAUAAAUUAAAGGAAAACAUGUUAAUGCGUAUACAAGCUGGUGACCCCGUGGCACGUUACUUUGGUUUGAAACGUGGACAGGUUGUUAAGAUUAUACGCUCUUCCGAAACUGCUGGACGUUACAUAUCUUAUCGUUUAGUAUGUUAGGCGGAAAAUAAAAUGGAAUAGAAUAAAUUUAAGUUUUACAAUAUAAGAAUUAAAAAUAAAGUACGAAAAAAUUUA
Messenger RNA from Teleopsis dalmanni, 798 nucleotides. RefSeq names its product DNA-directed RNA polymerases I, II, and III subunit RPABC1 (gene Rpb5). Gene Ontology annotation, cellular component: RNA polymerase II, core complex; RNA polymerase I complex; RNA polymerase III complex. Lineage: Eukaryota; Metazoa; Arthropoda; Insecta; Diptera; Diopsidae. The record is from RefSeq and is a predicted model, not a curated record. The coding region runs from base 91 to 723 and encodes 210 amino acids. Gene Ontology annotation, molecular function: DNA binding; DNA-directed RNA polymerase activity. Gene Ontology annotation, biological process: DNA-templated transcription. The transcript has a single exon.